AUGUAAAGUAAGUGGACCUCAGUAUCAUCAAUGGUGGAAAGAAGUACAAAAUCCCUUUACUCAUAGAGCCUUUAAGCCCACUGUUUUCUUCGAUUCCAUUUUUCCCUCUUUGCACAUUCGCCGGAAUCCUCCAUUGCUGCCGUUUUCCGAUGAGGUCAAGCCGCUUAUACUCACUGAUUCGCUUUCUUUGAUUCCUCUGUUUCUCGAUUGAACCUGAAGAAGAAGAAGAAGAAGACGAUGUCAAUAUAUGAUUCCUCAUUCUUUAACACGGCGCUCUCUAAACGGACCUCCAUUUUCGGCCUUCAUCUCUGGGUUGUAAUCGGAAUCGUAGUCGGAGCCUUAAUAGUUCUCGCACUGUUUCUUCUUUCACUUUGUCUCACUUCUCGCAAGCGGAAUCGCCAUAAGAACAAAAUCCGUUUCCCUAAAUCCACAGCCGACCAUUCUCCUCCCAUUUCGAAAGAAAUCCAGGAAAUCGUCCAUAACGCGGUACCGGAUCAUCACCACCAUGUGCAGCCGGAGAUUCAUGUCGAGAUCGGAAAAUUGGAGCAUCGAGUUGUUUUCUCUGAUAGGCCGUCUAGCGGGGAGAGCAGAGGCGCUGUGAGUGAAACUGCUUCUCUUGGAUCUGGUACUGUUGGGCCUGAAGUUUCGCAUCUUGGUUGGGGCAGAUGGUAUACUCUUAGAGAGCUCGAGGCGGCCACUAAUGGCUUGUGUGAAGAGAACGUGAUUGGAGAAGGUGGGUAUGGGAUCGUGUAUUUAGGCACUUUGGGAGAUGGUACAAGAAUUGCUAUCAAGAACCUCUUGAAUAACAGGGGUCAAGCUGAGAGGGAAUUUAAAGUCGAAGUUGAAGCAAUUGGAAGAGUAAGACACAAGAAUCUUGUCAGGCUGCUUGGAUAUUGCGUUGAGGGUGCAUAUAGAAUGCUUGUUUACGAGUACGUUAACAAUGGCAAUCUAGAUCAGUGGCUUCAUGGCGACGUCGGGGAUGUGAGCCCCUUGACGUGGGAGAUUCGUGUUAACAUCAUACUCGGAACAGCAAAGGGAUUAGCCUAUCUUCAUGAGGGUCUUGAACCAAAGGUUGUCCAUCGUGAUGUAAAAUCUAGCAACAUAUUGCUUGAUCGUCAGUGGAAUGCUAAAGUAUCUGAUUUUGGGCUAGCCAAGCUUCUUUGUUCCGAAAGGAGCUAUGUGACGACUCGUGUAAUGGGUACAUUUGGCUAUGUUGCGCCCGAGUACGCUUGCACGGGAAUGUUGAAUGAGAAGAGUGAUGUUUAUAGCUUUGGAAUUCUAAUUAUGGAGAUAAUUUCUGGGCGGAGCCCUGUUGAUUAUAGUAGACCUCAAGGAGAGGUGAAUUUGGUGGAUUGGUUGAAAGCAAUGGUUGGAGAUAGAAGAUCCGAGGAAGUGGUUGACCUCAAGUUGCCGGAGAAGCCUCCUUCCAAAGCUCUAAAACGUGUUCUGCUGGUCGCUCUUCGGUGUGUCGAUCCUGAUGCUUCGAAGAGGCCGAAAAUGGGACAUGUCAUCCACAUGCUUGAGGCAGAUAAUUUGCUGUCUAAUGAUGAAUACCGGGUCGGUAAGGAUGCUUCUCAUUCAACUCAAGGUCAUCAACACGGUCUGAGACGAGUUAACCAUCAGAAAGACGAAGGAACAUGUUCUAAUAUAAGUGAUGGUGACAGUGAUGGAAACAUUCAACAUCCAAGUAGGUGGAGAUAAUAACGCACCACACUAGCACAAUUAUAUGUCUAACUCUUCAGUUUCAUCCAUUCUUCGGUUAGGUUGCUUUUCUAAUCUUCAAACCAAUUAGACUCAUUCUUACAGAAGCUAUAAGAAUCACCCCACAUCCGUUCUCGUUAGAUAUGCAGCGUCUGCUCGGUCUCCUCGAAUCCUAGUUGCUUCCUGUCUUGAUAUUGAUUUAACAAAACUUUUGCUCCUGUGAGUAUCCAAAUUGUCUACACCGACCAUUGAACAGCGUUUAUGUUUACAUUAGGCUCAUUCUUACAGAAGCUACAAGAAUCACCCCACAUCCCCUCUCGUUAGAUAUGUGGCGUCUGCUCGGUCUCCUCGAAUCCUAGUUGCUUCCUGUCUAAACUCUUGCUCCUUUGAGUAUCCAAAUUGUCUACACCAAACAUUGAAACAGCUUUUAUGUUUACAUUAGGCUC
This is a messenger RNA of Cucurbita pepo subsp. pepo (vegetable marrow), 2147 nucleotides long. Lineage: Eukaryota; Viridiplantae; Streptophyta; Magnoliopsida; Cucurbitales; Cucurbitaceae. The record is from RefSeq and is a predicted model, not a curated record.